Messenger RNA from Eublepharis macularius, 6272 nucleotides. It is a transcript of the gene FZD5, whose product is annotated as frizzled class receptor 5. The record is from RefSeq and is a predicted model, not a curated record. NCBI's taxonomy places the organism in Eukaryota, Metazoa, Chordata, Lepidosauria, Squamata, Eublepharidae. Gene Ontology annotation, cellular component: plasma membrane. The transcript has a single exon. Bases 120 to 1826 code for a protein of 568 amino acids. Gene Ontology annotation, molecular function: Wnt-protein binding; Wnt receptor activity. Gene Ontology annotation, biological process: non-canonical Wnt signaling pathway; canonical Wnt signaling pathway.
CCGCCGGCACUUUCGGGGCGGCGCCGGGCAAGUUUGCCGGCGGCGGGCAGAGGCGCCUGCGGAGCGGGACGGCGGCGGGGCUGAGGCUGAGGCGCGCCGCACCUGCCUGCCGCGCGGCCAUGGGCGGCCGGGGCGCGGCGCUGCCGGGGCUGGGGCUGCUGCUGCUGCUGCUGGCGGCGCCGGGCGCGGCCGCCAAGGCGCUGGCCUGCCAGGAGAUCAGCGUGCCCAUGUGCCGCGGCAUCGGCUACAACCUGACCUACAUGCCCAACCAGUUCAACCACGACACGCAGGACGAGGCCGGCCUGGAGGUGCACCAGUUCUGGCCGCUGGUGGAGAUCCAGUGCUCGGCCGACCUGAAGUUCUUCCUGUGCAGCAUGUACACCCCCAUCUGCCUGCCGGACUACGCCAAGCCGCUGCCGCCCUGCCGCGCCGUCUGCGAGCGCGCCAAGGCCGGCUGCUCGCCCCUCAUGCGCCAGUACGGCUUCGCCUGGCCCGAGCGCAUGAGCUGCGACCGCCUGCCCGCGCCGGGCGACGCCGACGUGCUCUGCAUGGACUACAACCGCUCCGAGGCCACCACCGCGCCCGUGCCCGGCGCCAAGCCCACCCGGCCCGCCCGCGGCGCCCGCAAGAGCCUGGCGCCGCCCGCCGGCCAGGGCUGCCGCCCGGCCUGCCGCUGCCAGGAGCCGCUGGUGCCCAUCGCCCAGGAGAGCCACCCGCUCUACAACCGCAUCGCCACGGGUGGCGUGCGCAACUGCGCCAUGCCCUGCUUCCAGCCCUACUUCACGCCGGACGAGAAGACCUUCGCCGCCUUCUGGAUCGGCCUCUGGUCGGUGCUCUGCUUCCUCUCCACCUUCACCACCGUGGCCACCUUCCUCAUCGACAUGGAGCGCUUCAAGUACCCGGAGCGGCCCAUCAUCUUUCUCUCGGCUUGCUACCUCUUCGUGUCCCUGGGCUACAUCAUCCGGCUGGUGGUGGGCCACGCCAAGGUGGCCUGCGACCAGGAGCACCACCACAUCCACUACGAGACCACGGGGCCGGCCCUCUGCACCGUGGUCUUCCUCCUCCUCUACUUCUUCGGCAUGGCCAGCUCCAUCUGGUGGGUCAUCUUGUCGCUCACCUGGUUCUUGGCGGCUGGCAUGAAAUGGGGCAACGAGGCCAUUGCCAGCUACGCGCAGUAUUUCCACAUGGCUGCGUGGCUGAUCCCCAGCAUCAAGUCCAUCGCCGUGCUGGCCCUGAGUUCGGUGGAUGGCGACCCGGUGGCCGGCGUCUGCUACGUGGGCAAUCAGAACCUUGACAAGCUCCGGGGUUUUGUCUUGGCACCUUUGGUGGUGUACCUUUUCACCGGGACCAUGUUUCUGCUGGCAGGGUUUGUGUCCCUCUUCCGGAUCCGGAGUGUAAUCAAACAAGGGGGCACCAAAACAGACAAGCUAGAGAAGCUGAUGAUCCGGAUCGGGAUCUUUACGGUCCUGUACACCGUCCCGGCGACCAUCGUGGUGGCCUGCUACAUCUACGAGCAGCAUUACAGGGAGAGGUGGGAGCAGGGUCAGAACUGCUCCUGCCCCGGGGACAAGCAGAAAAUGAAGCCCGAUUAUGCCGUCUUCAUGUUGAAGUACUUCAUGUGCCUGGUGGUGGGAAUCACCUCGGGGGUCUGGAUUUGGUCAGGCAAGACCCUCGAGUCUUGGAGGCGGUUCACAGGGAGAUGUUGUCAGAGUGGAAAGCCAGUCAGUGCACCUAUGUACAGUGAAGCCAACACAGCUCUGACGGCAAGGACAGGGGUGCCCAGUUCGGCUUCCUACCAUAAACAAGUUCCACUCUCCCAUGUAUGAAAGAGCACCUUGCUUGUUGGGAGCAGGUAAGCACAGCGUGGCCGGAGUUGCCAACUGGAAAGAUUUCAGGCACCAGACUGGGUCUCUCUCUGUGUUCUGUUCUGAGACUCUGUGUGCAUUUCGCCUGGGAUGUCUAACUUGGUGUACACUUGGCCUCUGGUGUACACUUACUAUUUAAUUUGAGUAACGACUGUUUCAAAUCCAUUCCACUUGGCUGAACUGAGAUACUGUGUCAGACAAAUGUUUGUUGCUGGUUUCUAGUAGCAGAACGUUUUUCUCCGUGUAAUGCUGUCUUUCGUAUUUCAGCCACACGUGUGCACACUACUGAAGUUGAAAUAUAAAGAACCGAUAGGGAGGGAGCAUCUGCUUUUAAGACAAGAGGCUUGUGAAGUUAUGGCCAAGCAGACUCAAGUUUCAGAUUUUAUUUUUGGAGGGCUUAAAUCUACCAUCCUCACUUCUGACACCCGUCCGUGCCAAAUCACAUGCCAGGGAGCCUCGUACAGCGUCUGGCUGUGGGUAUUAGUUUCCCCUGUGCAGCUAUGAGAAGUAGUUUAAAAUAAAAACUAGGAAGGGCAGUGUGUUGGUUUUGAGGAGGAGGCUUCAAGGAAGCCUUUCCCAAAUCCAGAAAGUGACCACAUCUUUGUGCGCCGAUUUUUUCUUUGCAAAAAGAAACAUUCAGUGGGAGAUCUUAAUGCCUGAAGGCUACUGAACUUAGAAAAUGCUCUCUCCCCUUCCUGGUGCGCUGGACUCUUCCGAAACACAAAGACGACAGGGCGGUGAGAGUGCCGUAAAUCCAGUGCUGGUAACAGCUUUUCUCAAAGGUAAUUUGAAUGCUAACUUGGCAUAAGGGGCCCAGACAGCAGCUGGGAUGACUUGGUAAGGAGAUUUGCUUUGACCGAGUGGUGAAGCUAGCCACCGAUCGUAUGAGAGUUUAUUUUGAAACAGAGCUCACUGAAUCCAGUGGGACUGACUCCCAUGUAAUUAUGCCUUUAAAAGCAUGGGGGGUGUAUUUUGAUUUCCUAGAACUGCAGCCUGUUGUUAUAUCUGUUCUGCCUGCCUGCCACUCACAGGGCUUUAUGGUUUUCAUGUUCGGCUGCUAUUUGUAAAGAGAGAAAGAUGGGAUCUGUUCCAGAAAUCGAAGCGAACAGAUAUCUGUAAGGCAUGUUUUAUGCCUUCCCUCCCCAGUAGUAAGACAGUGCCUCUUGAGCAGUUGAAUUGGCAGGGCUAAAAACGAAAGAAAGAAGCGAGCAAGUACAAUCAAGUCCCCUCUUUGUGGAGGGGGCUCUGCUCCUGGGCUUGGAAGCGCGGGCUGCAGAGACACCUUUUGUCCAGUUCACGUCCUAUCUAAGCGGACCCUCCCCACUAACAGAAAGCAGUAUUAGAUUUGGCAGCGGGUCCCUUCCAAUGCAAAAUGUUUGCACUUUAAAUAUAAAUGAGAAAACAGACAAAAGCCCUCCCCACACCCGUUCGGAUCAUCAGCUUUUUAUGACAUGUUGAAUCUGCAGAGAACGAGAGUUUCACUGAUCCCUGACCAAAUGGACAGUGAAGAGAUGCUCCCCUGGGAGAGGCUUGGAGAUAGCUCGACCUCUGUGGGUGGCAUGUGCGGGGGGAAUGUAGACCCCCCCCUUAGGAGUUUGGGUAACCAUCUGCACUGAACUACAGUGCCAGGCGUGCCUGGGGAAGAGCAUCACUGCAACCAGUGGGUUGUUUUGCUUUUCUGCUGGCCCACUGGCAUGGAUAUAUCCAGCGCUUGUACGGACCUGCAUGCACAAAUGAUCCAUCACAGACAAAAUGCUGCAGAGGAACUUGUAGGACCUUCAGAGACAAUCUGUUUUUAAUGAAGUGUGUGUGAAUGUGUGUGUCUCAUCCCCAGAAGAAGUUAAGCACUUGAUUAACGCUGUAUUCUACUGAAACCAACAGGGUUACAUUUAAUAAUGUUUAGAUUGCUAUUUAAUAUGGGUUAGAUUACACUUGGGUUGCGAGAGAACAAUCCAGAUUCAGUGCUGUGGCUUAGAGCUUGCUGAACGCUUCCUUGUUAGGAUGUCUGACUUCCUUGCCUCCUCCUCCUCCUGGCAGCCCCAACACCCGCCCAAAUGCUGCUCCUGGGACAUGGAGGGGCCCCCUCCAUGAAGGGGCAGUCUGAGGUGUGCAGCGGGAGGCAGGCAUCAGUGAAAAUGGGUCCCCCUUUCUGUCCUUGGAAGUUCCAUCCUUGGCAGCCUUUUCUUCAGUUCGCCAGUGUACUAUUUGAACGGGAGUCAUUUUUACGCUUCAUCCAUUUGCAGUCAGUCCUGCACUUUAAAUCUGUACCAGCUCCUUUUCAGGACAAACAAUUCCCUCCCCGCAAGCCAAUACAGAGUUCUCCUGAAGUUCUCCGAGAACCCUUGCCUCGCUCCCGCUUAUAAACCGCUCACUUUCCCUGCCAGUGGGGCAACGGGCAGAAGCCUCUGCAUGGGCUUUUUUCCCUUGGAGGAGGAGGCUGCCCUCCUGCUGAAGGAACGUGAGUGGCUUUGGACAAUCUGCCGGUUGGGGUGGUGGUUGGAUUUGGCUGCACAGGAAUGUAUGGUUUGGAGAAGUCGCAGUCCGUUCGUGGGUAGGGUGGACAUGCCAUCGGUAGUGUCAGAGGUUGAAUGCACACCUGGUGCCUUGCGAAGGUAAAUGGAGACAAGGCCAAAACUUGGCCCAGACCAGGCUGCAACCGGCGACGCUCCCUUUUUUUGUUCUUAAAAUCCCAUCAAAGAAAAUUGGCAUGGCUUAUGGCUGCUAGCCAGGAAGGUGCCUACCAUGGAGCUAAGACAGCCUUGAGACUUGCUGGAAUUGAGAUGCCAAAUUCUGGCAUGGGGUGGACAUAACCAUCACCUAACCCCAUCUCUGUGGAACACCGUCUCUGUCUAACAGUCAGUCCCGAAAGUGCCAUUUAGGGCUGCAUUGGGACCAAGCUCCCUUGGUGGCUAAGCCCACUUCUUCAUGCUUCCGUGUACACUGCAGGGAAGAUUUGUUAGAAGAUGCUACACAGCAGCGAUGGCUGGACCUAUAGGUUAUUUUUUUAAACAUCAGGUUGGCUAUUUUUACCUUAAAUAUUUCUCAGCAGUUGCUCUUGUAUGUCUUUAGAGGGAAACUAUAAAAGACCUUCCCUGUGCUGGACUCUUUUAGCAGAACACUAGAAUAUCUUGACUGUCCAGCACUAAACACGCUAAUGAACUAGCUAUUUCUGAACUAGGACUGUGCUAGUCCUACACGGUUCGGAACCAUCCAGGGCAACUGACAGGCACACCAUUUCUUGAAAGUGAAUCCACAUUAUGUGAUAAAACAUGAUUAGGAUGGAAAUUAACUAAAUUACUUUGCAUUCAACUGACAACAUUAAUGCAUCUUCCUUCCCAGGGUUCCAAUAGCAGUGAAACCAUAUUUACACCUUCCAAGGAUGAGUCUGCAAGUUAUUAAUGGUCUCCAUACAGCGAGCCGCCUACAUACAAGAUGCUCUUAAAGAAGCUCCUCAAAUUUUUAAUUCAAGGGGGAAAACAAACAAACAGGCAAGAGCUACUGCAGUGGCAGAGGUGCAUCUUCCCAUAAUCUGUGCAAAGGGUCCACUCUGCUCCUCCGCAGAUACCCAAGCAGACCUCAGGGCCUUGCGGGUGGCGGCACUCGCCCUGCUAGUUCCACAAAUCAAUGCAGACACCUUAUGGUUUAGAGCAUGCAAUUUGUUUGUCUAUGUAAAAGGAGCUGGCGGACAUCUGGGAAUUCUCUCUCAGAACUGUAAUCUGUAUAUGUCACUGUUCAGGGCAUUUAAAAAAACAACAACGAAGUCUAGCUGGUUGACAAGGAUGGCUGGAUUGGAUGAACUAUUGGCUGCCUUAAGGUUCAGCACAAGAAUCUGCAUACAUAUUAAACACAUUCUGUUAAUAAUUUAAGAGAUUACACUUUCAGUGUCUUACAAACGGAAUCGCUUCCAGCGGAAAGUCCUAAAUUGAGAAAGUUACUUCUGGAUGCUAAAAGGGGAAAGAGCAAAAGAUAAGCAGCAGAAUGCAAUUUUCUGACUUUUCAAGACAUAUUCUUAGUUUGUCACUGGCAGAAUACAUUUGGAUCAAGACAUGGUGUAUACCAGAAUGCUUGCAGUAAACGUUUGUAUUAAAAUAAUUGUGUAUAUACAGAAUCUCUAGUAAACUUUUGAUACGGGUUGGAAGCAGGUUGAGAGUCUUAAUGACAGAGAUGCGGCUUUGAGCAUCAGUCACACAAUGGCGCAUUCAAAUUGUUUUUGAGAUGUCAGAUUCAUGCAUAGAUCCCCGCUGCUCUUUCAAUCGUGCCUUUUGUAGAUUGAGCUUUUACAUGUUUCUUGCAAUACGAUUAACGAGAUCAUGCCAAAAGAUGGUUUUUGUUUUUAAAGGAGAGGAUAGCCGAUUCUGUAAAAAAAGCUUUAAGAGGAAAUAAACCACCUUCAAACCUUCACCUUAA